GGCAUACACGUUGUGUACUAAGUAACUUGUGUGGAACAGAAUCUCCAACCCAUCAGCCAUUCCAACUUGAGCCCCAUAUUAUCGCAUUGGUUCAGAACAGCAGCCUUGAUCUCUUCGUGUGCCAUUAUUUCUCCAAGUUUGCCGACACUUGUUGCCUGGCUUUUCGGUGGCCUCGAUCAGUCGAGCCAUGAAGCUCGGAACGAAAAGUUGUGCCGACCGGAGAAGAGGAGAACUCUUUUUGUGGAACGCUCUAACAAUUGUUGUUGCUUAUGGAUCACCAGAUCGCAUUGCAUCUAGAUUGGACCGGGCUAACCAAGAAUUCGAAGUCUUGAGACAUUGGGAAGCAUCUGCUGCUUGGAAUGCGAGCAUUCAAAUCAAUAUAUGGAACCAGAACGAGCUAAAACAAGUUCAGAAUGAAAAAGAACUUUGGAAGCUUCACACCUGUACAGAUUUGGAACACAUUGUGGAACACCUCUCUACUAAUAUCAGCCGAGAUCAAAGUAGGCAAAUCUCCUUAUUUUGCCGUGGACCAAAGUAUACUCCCGAGCUUUCGAGAGCUUUUGAAGAGGUCCAACAGGAGCUCUAUCGCAUCUAUCACACCUCCCUCGUGUGCUAUGGAGACUUUUGCGAACAUGGCGAACCCGAGCUCGCUCGUCGAAUGGAACAAAGUCGAGAUCCUCAAUUCCUUUUGACAAUUUGGCAUGCCUGGCGACACCGAGUGGGUCCCAAAGGGAAACCUCUCUACAGGGACAUGGUCCAGAUUAUGAAUCAAGCAGCCAGACGAAAUGGGUAUGACAACGUGGGAGCGGCUUGGAAGGAGGUGCACGAUUUACCCAAGAUUGAGAACGAGGUGAAAAGGCUCUAUGACGAGAUCCUUCCAUUCUAUCAAAGGCUUCACGCUUGGGUUCGAUUCCGAUUGUCGAAGUUCUACGGAGAAGACUUGAUUGAACGGCUGAGACCACUUCCCGCUCAUUUGUUGGGUAACAUGUGGGCUCAGUCCUGGGAGGCCAUCGCAGAUCUUAUUGUCCCAGAAGAUCUUUUGGGCUCAAAUCAGGAUUUCACUUUAGAAGAUGUGUUGGCCAUUUCAAACUUAUCCGUGGUGGAUAUGGCAAAGAGUGCUGAGGAGUAUUUUGUGUCCAUGGGCUUCCAACCCAUGACCUCCAGUUUUUGGCGUUAUUCGCAACUUGAGAAGCCCGUUGAUCCGGGUUUUCCGACAUCCUGCCAUCCCAGCUCGUUGGACUUGUACAAUGGAGACGAUUUUCGAAUCGAACUGUGUGGACAGCAGACCUGGGACACUUUUUUGACCUUACACCACGAGAUGGGACAUAUCCAAUAUUACAUGAACUAUCAUCAUCAGCCGCCAAUCUUUAGGGAUGGGGCCAACCCUUCGUUUCAUGAAUCCAUUGGCGAUUGUAUCAAUUAUGGCAUCCAGUCUCCGGCUUUUCUCAAACGUUUUGGACUCAAAUCGAAAUUAGAACCCAAUGUCAUGAUUGGACACUUGUUGAAGCAAGCUCUCUCGCGGAUCCCACUGAUUGUUUGGAGCUAUGUGGUGGAUCAAUGGCGAUGGGAUGUGUUCUCGGAAAAGGUUCCUUUCACCGAAUGGAACGAUCAUUGGUGGGAUCUCCGGGAGCAAAUUCAAGGGGUUCAAUCACCUUUGCCUCGACACCCGGAUUCUUUCGACCCCAUGGCCAAAUUUCAUAUCCCGGACAACUCGCCCUACAUUCCAUACUUCUUUGCUGGAUUUCUCCAGGUCCAAUUAUAUGAAAGGCUUUGUCAGGUGGAGCAUGGCUCAACGAUUGACGUGCAUCAAUGUGACCUUUGGGGAGCAAAACGAGCCGGACACGUACUUAGGAGUCUCAUGUCAGCGGGUCAAAGCCAACCAUGGAAGCGUGUUCUGAUGGACAAUCUGGGCAUGGCCAGCAUCUCUGCCCAGCCCCUCCUUCGGUAUUACGAUCCACUCAUUCGUUGGCUUGACGAGAUGAUCGAGCGUGAGAGCAUCCCAAUAGGAUGGUAACAUAAGAACCCCUAAUCAACAUAUCAUAAUAUCUUAAUACCUUGCCUUGGACUGUACGAAUCACUCAGCUUGAGUUGGCCAUUACAUGACUUUUUAAAAAGAAUUGCUUGUUUUUUCCAUUUGAUUUAUUUCUCAGUGAAAAUAGAGUUCUCACAUAUUUUGGCGGGAGGCAAUGAAAUAUAUGGCUUUUUGUGGGUGGGAACACGAUGAUGAGGAUGAGCUUGACGCGAGGACUGAGCUCCAGCUGGAGAUGUUCAAGCCACGCCUUCCUUACACGCUCAUAAAUAACAAUGUCAUCCAUACUAUUUCAGGGGAGUCGUAACUCGAGGGUUGUGGCGUGGUUUCGUUUGCAGAAUAGUUGUUGCUCUUCUCGUAUCCACGUCAAGGUCAAUUGUCACAUCAUCCGAAGUCAAUAUCAUUGUGGCUCCCAGAUUCCAAGAACAAGGGAGAUUCUUCGACUGAUGAGGUCUGGAUCACCAGGGACGAUGUGAAGAAGAUCUGAUCAAAGGGACAUCAGAGAGUAGAAGAAUCUGGUUGGUCGAGAGGUGGCGGUCUUUAUUGU
This is a messenger RNA of Tigriopus californicus, 2576 nucleotides long. Its product is annotated as angiotensin-converting enzyme-like. The record is from RefSeq and is a predicted model, not a curated record. Lineage: Eukaryota; Metazoa; Arthropoda; Copepoda; Harpacticoida; Harpacticidae. Gene Ontology annotation, molecular function: peptidyl-dipeptidase activity; metallopeptidase activity. Gene Ontology annotation, cellular component: plasma membrane. Gene Ontology annotation, biological process: proteolysis. The coding region runs from base 188 to 2014 and encodes 608 amino acids. The transcript has 10 exons.